CUGGGUUUCGGUCUGCUGAACAUGCCCCCGUACGUGAUGAUCGCCCGUUACUUCGACCGGCGACUUUCCCUCGCUAUCGGACUGGGCUCCAUGGAUUCAGGACUGGGAACGCUUAUCUUCAACCCCAUGUCUAAGUAUAAAGUAUGAUCCUUCACGGACUGGCCUGCUCGCUCGUCCUGCGUCCGCUCAACCACACAGCUCGUGAACCAGACAAACACGGGCAAAGGCAAACAAUUCCAGACACUGAGCUAGAUAUAACACGGGAUUUGGAUAAUGGAGAUAGUGUUGAAAUUAAAUCAUUUCAACAAAAUGUUUCUUUGAAGUUAAUAUCAAAUUCAAAUCUCGACAAGACGGUCUUAGAAACCAAGUUGCUGGAAAAACAAGGUAUCGAGGAAGAUGAUACAAACACAUGUACUGAAAUGAUUGAAAUUAUUCCCGCAAAGUCAUUUCUACAGAUUAACCAAAAGCGUGCUUUUACCGAAGAAGUGCAACGCAACUACACGGGACAGAAACGGUGGUUCAGUAUCGCGCCCUUACGCAACCCGGGCUUUGUUAUAUUGAUUGUCUCCAACUUGCUAAUAGAACUGGCACAGAAUGUCCCCUUCGCGUAUUUGCCCUAUAUGAUGGUCGAUAAAGGGUUCCCGAAGCAGGAUACAGUUACUGUGAUCUUCUUUAUCAGUCUCCUCAGCACGAUAGCGCGUGCUGUUAUUGGCUUGAUAGCGGACCGGAAAUGGUUCAGUCGGGCGCGCCUGUGCAGCCUCGUGCUUGUCAUCAAUGGCGUGCUGAUCACCAUGGCGCCAUUCUGCGCCAGCCGCACCGCCUUCUUGACGUUCGGAAUCCUCUUUGGAUUAUCCGCCGGAAGCGCAAGCUCGCUGCAUUGCCCCCUGGUACCAAACCUGUUUGGCGUGGCGCAGAUAGCGGACUUCAGCGGCAUAAACAUGUUCUUCAGCGCCGUCGCGGCCUUCACCGGCCUUCCCGCUGCAGGUGGGGAGACACACGUGCUAGUAUGAAGACGUCUUCUUGGCUUUAAAUACAGGCAUCCAGCCGUUCAUGGGCCCAUCCAUUCAUGCGUCGAUACAUCAAUCCGUUCAUAAGACAUUGCGUCCAUGCGUCCAUGUACCCAUGCCUCCAUCCUCCAAACCGCUCAUAUAAGUAUCUCUCUUUUCAUUCAACCAGGCUUGCGCAUGCCCAUACAUCAAUGCGUCAUUGUAACCAUGUAUUAUUGUGUCCAUCCAUGUUGCAAGGUGAUUUAGUACACGGCUUUCAUCAGCCGAUCAACCAAAGACAAGAAAACGUGUUAUCAUGUAUUCCACACUCUAGAAGAAAGGCGAAGUGAUGUGAUAGACUCCGAGUAGCAGCUGUAUAGGACCAUGGUAUAUAUACUCGAGCGUUUGCGGGUCUAUCUGCUUCGACCACAGACAAAAACAGGUUUGGUAAACCGUCUUAGAAAACACAUACGACGGCCUUUCUAAACGAGUAUAUAAGUUUUAUAUCUCGAUGACAAACUAAUAAUUGAACUAGCACUGUUUUUAAAAGCAUUUGUGUCAUAAAAUUUUAGACACCGCAACGCCAUUUAUAAUACUAAUACUACUACCAUAAGUACCUUAUUUCAAACAAAUGGUAACGUCAUUGCGAUAUGGCUAUUAUGUUACCACACUUUAUUUACAUCCAUUCGGUAGCAUUAGAAGUCUGAAAAUAUUCUACGACGCGUUGACGAUUCUGUUAUAAACCUACAUUGUAAACAUACUAUAACCAAUGUAAGUAAUUAUCUAUACUUAAGUUCUUUAUAUUGGUCGAAACCUUCAAACCUGGAUGAGAUGAUCAUUAAUUGUAAAUACACACGUGUUUCCCAUCCAGAAGCACGUCUUAGCCCUUCACAUACAAACAUACCACUGGAGUGCACUGGAAAGGGGUGGACUUCGUUGAUGAAUGCUAUACAUGAAACCUGCAUGAUCGUUGAAUGGUUAGUCCAUUCAUACUUUAAGUUCUGAUAAGGUUCUUGGAAUAUUAAUUUAUUAUCAAUAAUCACAUUAACCAAGCAAGGGUUGGUACCAGCGUGUGUGUUUUUUUUAAUUGGCAACUUUUCCAACCUACAAUGGCAACACAUCGUUACUACUAAAAUAUACAUCAAUAAUCUUUCUUAAAUAUACAAUAUACUGUAAGAUAAGAGAUUCUGCCAUAAUAUUGCUAAUGCAACAUCAGCAAAUAGACGAGCAUUGACAUGACCAAAAUAUAUAAACAAUAUAUGGAGUAUAGGUAACACUACAAAGAUACAUUCAAACGUUUACUAUGUAACUACAUGUACUGUCCAUUCCGUGAUCGUCA
Molecule: messenger RNA, 2325 nt
Organism: Dreissena polymorpha
Lineage: Eukaryota; Metazoa; Mollusca; Bivalvia; Myida; Dreissenidae
Product: monocarboxylate transporter 4-like
Exons: 4
Coding region: 144-1010 (288 amino acids)
Biological process (GO): monocarboxylic acid transport; transmembrane transport
Molecular function (GO): monocarboxylic acid transmembrane transporter activity
Source: RefSeq, a predicted model, not a curated record